AUGGCGGGGGUAGGUUUUACCGAAGUUACGGCUUCAACGUCGAUGCUCGACGAAAUCUCAAUCCGUCCAUUUUCAACAAUAUCUCGCCGAACGACAUUUCCAACGAAACCACCCGCAUCCAAAUCGUCACUACCAGCGCCGUCAGCAACCCGCAAAUCACUCUUCCAAUGUUUCGAAGAAGCCCGUCAAACCUUUGAAAAGAAGAUAGUAGAACCUUUGACGAAAAGUGAUCCAAAACGUUUAUCCAGCAUUCAAGAAUUUCUUAAGGGGAUAAAACUCGAUGAAUUGGGGAGGGUAUGUCGGGAUUUAAGUGAGCUGGCCGAGGAUAAGGCGAAUAAUAAGGCGUCGAAGUUGUUGGUUACAUUGGAUCAGUUCAAGGGAGCUGGGGAUGUGCUACUGCAGUUUGCGCCGGAGAGUGUGUCCAUCGUGUGGUUUGGGAUCAGUUCUUUGAUUACUAUUGGAAGUGCAAAAGUCCAAACAAGGCUUAUGAUAUGUGGGGCCUGCGACAGUAUUGCCAAUAUUGUGGCGGAUUGCAUCAGAUGGGAAUCGAUGGCAGCGUUGAUGGUUAACGAAGACCAGAAUCUCGAUGAUAUCUGGGAAUCCGAUGUCCCCCAUCUUAUCUUCUUGAUUUUGGAGUUCCUUUGGUCCGCAAAACCUCACUUUGACCAAAGCCGGGUCAAACGCAUUGCAAGUAAUCUGAAGGAAGUUUUCAAUAAGGAGCUACAAGAGAGAGUUACGACGGUUCUUGAUAAAUAUGAAGCUUUGGUGAAAGCUUUACAGGGUCAAUUCCAGGGGUCGAUGCUCGAAAGCAGCUUUAAAACUGGAGAAAUAAUUCGUCAAAUCCGAGAGAAUCUUCAAAGCUAUGUCUCAAUUGGAGUUAACCUUAUGUCUAGCCUUCAAAAAAAAGCACUUCUCGAUGAGCUCGACCGACAACAGGCAAAACUAGAGCACCCUGCUUCCUACAAACUCCACUUCUCAUCUCUCAACGAUCGAUUAACUAGAAUUAUUCACGACCGAAACGGUAGACUAGCGGCAAGCUGGUUGUUUAGUGAGGAUGAAUACUGCGACUGGAAAAUAUUCCACCCUAAUUCGAGUACCGAGGGUGUGAAUUUCCUGUGCCUUAGAGGUCCUCGUGGUCAUGGAAAAUCCGUGGCGAUGAUGAGCAUCCACAGGGAUAUCACAAAAUCUAUUCUACAAGGCACGUUCCCAGGUUCGGAGGUCGCAUUGAUAACUCGCGAUCUUCGGGAGCACGCUUCGAACCCGCCAUUGGUCUGUCACUUCUUUUUUAAAAAGGGUGAACAGGAUAUGGAACGAUCACGAUCAGCGCUCGAGUCUAUAUUGUAUCAAUUGUUAGGCAGUGACGAGAUUCGCAGAGACCUCAGCGUACUUACCGCCGCCAUCGGCAUUUUAAAUCCCGGGUUCUUAGAUGCUAGCUCAACUCAAUCGGCAGAAUCUCGAGGGACGGAUACUAGAAACGUUUCUGGGAAUUUCCAAGACAGUCUCAGAUCACUAUGCGAUGCAAUCAAAUUAAUUGCAGCGGUGAUUCCGGUUCCUGUCUAUUUGAUGAUAGAUGCACUCGAUGAAUGCAUAGACCGGAGGGAGCAGUGUUUCUUGGAGUAUCUGAAGUCUCUCGUUGAUAAGUCCAAUGUCGACGGCGAUAAUUCAAGAACUGCCGGCAGUAGCAAUACCGGCAUCAAGUCCGAGAACCUCAAGCUCGUAAUAUCCGCUAGAGAUAGCGUUGAUAUUGUUGGUGAACUCGUGGAUUCUAAGAAGAAGACCGAAAGCCCAAAUGCAGAAGAUGUUUUGAAGAAUCAGGGCAUCAAAAUCGUUGAUAUAACCCCAGAGAAGAAUUCUAACGAUCUCGAAGAGUAUCUGAGGUACGCAGUUGGAGAAGUACUUACCCGUCGUAUUGACCGAACGCAAUACGAAGCUUAUUACGACUCCCAGCUCUCACGGAUUGUCAAAAUAGUUCAUGAAAAGGCCAAUGGGGAUUUCACCUUAGCGAGAUUGAUUAUCGCCAAUCUUCAGCAACCAUCAAAGGAAAGUUUAGAGAAAAGGAUCAAAAGAUUACCGUCCGCAAUAGGCGAUAUAUACAGGGCUAGUUUAGAAUCCUUGACUGCGGAUGAACAAGAGUUUGUGGUAGCUGCUCUGAAAUGGGUAGUUUGGGGUGUUUGUGGGUUGAGCAUUCUUGAGAUAUCGGAUCAUUAUAAAGAGAUCUACAAAAAUUCCGGACACAGUGACAGCAAACCCUCUCCGGAUGUAGGAGGAAGCGAAACCGAAUCAAUCCCAGAGCCUUACUACGAAAGUCCUUAUGAUAACCCAGAAGUAAAAGAUACUAUUUACCACAUUGAAAAUGCGGGCCGCGAUUUCUUCAAAUAUGAUCGGAAUACCGGGGUGGUCAACGUUGAUAUAUCGAUCAGGGAAUGGAUACAACAAGAUGUUUCAGAUUCCGAUCCCUUGGCUGAGGAUUCCCGCGGAUUCAAUAAGUUUCGUGAUAAUCGUGGGAACACGGUUUUUCAAUUUACUUUAGCUCCUUCGAUGUUUUUCCACCCCUCAGCAUCAUUUGUGCGUUAUGGUGACACCCUAUCGCAAUUGUUCAACAAGAAAGAGGCACACAUGUCUAUUGCGCUCGAUAUAUUUCGCACUUUAAAUAACGAAGAGUUCCAAAAUAAAUAUAUGCCUUGGAGGCCAAAUUGGGUCGAAGAUAUUGACCUUGUUUUUCAAGAUCGCAAAACACUACUCAGAUACGAGAUUGAACACUGGCAUGACCAUAUCCUGGCAUUACAGGAGUGGUGGACUGAGGAUAGUGUCGAUAGUAGCUGGUGGGCGGAGCUUCUAAACCAAAUUUCAAUAUUCACACGUCCGGAAAAUUGGUACAGAUGGAAUAUUCAGCGCAUUCAUCUUGAUACCGAUGAAGCACUCCUAGUGUCUAAGGAUGUGGGCAUCCACGUACCUGUCAGAGAUUGUGGGAACCUGGAAUUCCUCUUGCGGGUCUUCGAAGAGCCAAUACAAUAUGCCUGCAAGAUGGGGUUAUAUCUCUUGGUUGAUGCCCUCGCUCAGCAGGCCAAAACUUCGGUACAAUCGAGCGAACGUGAGAAGGAGGAUUCCAAGAUGGUUCAAAGUUGCCAAGUCGAAACAGUUAGAACUGUGAGAGUCCAGGCACUUAUAAAUGAUAUCAGAACUGAGAGAUCGUAUUGGACAUCUCUAGAUGCACCAAGUGUGCCGUCCAUACGCGUCGGGCAAGGGUUGUUUAUAUGGCUCAAACAUCACAUCGCAUUAAGCCAGUUGGUAGAAGAUAUGGGUGGAGAGGAAAUUUUGGAACGUCUAGGACGCCCAGAUCUAGAUAAUGGGGCGAGCCCCAAAUUGCUUUCUGUGAUUGUCGAACAACUAACCAAGAACGCAUUCGACCUGGACAACCAGGGAAUAAUUGGUUUAGUACAGGAAACAGCUGGUUUACAAAGUCCGCAAAGUCCCCGUGGAAUUCUCUGUAACAGGGGUGAUAUCUUGGGAAGAUCCCCGCUAUGUUUGGCAAGCUCAAACCCAGUGAUCAUCAGACGUCUCCUCGGAUACGGCGCAAAUAUCAAUGGCAGCAGCAUUCUCGGCCUGGGGCACAAAUUUUCACCGUUAAAAUCCAUCCUCGAAGAAGCAGCCCAUCCACGUUCUGAAAUGACCAAAACAAGGCUUUUGAAGUCAGCGGAGAUAUUGAUUUUGGAAGGCGCAGAUUUGAAACUAGGAGAAGACUCGGAAAGAACUACGACAUGCCUUCAUCUAGCUGCCUCCUUGAAUGAACUCAAAUUAUUCAAAUUGCUUUGUGUUUCCGGGGAUUGGGAUGUGCAUGCGCGGGAUAAGUUUGGAAAAACGCCAUUGCAUUGUCUCCUCGAUGCCCAAGGCCUAGUAGCCCGGAAAAAGUAA
This is a messenger RNA of Orbilia oligospora ATCC 24927, 3912 nucleotides long. RefSeq lists its product as uncharacterized. Lineage: Eukaryota; Fungi; Ascomycota; Orbiliomycetes; Orbiliales; Orbiliaceae. The transcript is spliced from 5 exons. Bases 1 to 3912 code for a protein of 1303 amino acids. The record is from RefSeq and is a predicted model, not a curated record.